Humulus lupulus (European hop) is the source of this 1759-nucleotide messenger RNA. RefSeq names its product G2/mitotic-specific cyclin-2-like. Gene Ontology annotation, molecular function: cyclin-dependent protein serine/threonine kinase regulator activity. Lineage: Eukaryota; Viridiplantae; Streptophyta; Magnoliopsida; Rosales; Cannabaceae. Gene Ontology annotation, cellular component: centrosome; cyclin-dependent protein kinase holoenzyme complex; cytoplasm. The record is from RefSeq and is a predicted model, not a curated record. The coding region runs from base 4 to 1275 and encodes 423 amino acids. The transcript is spliced from 10 exons. Gene Ontology annotation, biological process: mitotic cell cycle phase transition; regulation of cyclin-dependent protein serine/threonine kinase activity.
ACAAUGGGUGGAAUAGAAGAGAAAUAUCAGGACACUAAAAACCCCUCAUUUUUUCAAGAAGGUUCAAGAAAUGGGGGUGCCAAGUUUGUUAAGGAGAUGGGAAACAAUCCCAGAAGGGCACUGAGAAAUAUCAAUCCCAACAUUUUGGGGGCAACUCAUAAUCCGUAUGUCGUCAACAAAAGAGAUUUUUCUGGGAAGCUGCUACCAGCUCAAGUCGUUCAGCAUUGCUCCGAAGUUUGUAAUCGUGAAACUAAGAACCUAAACUUAUUGGCAGUAAAGUCUAGUGGUGUAGAAGAUUGUCAGAUUGUAGAUGUGGAGGACUUUGAGGAUAACAAGGAUGUCUCAAUACCAAUGUUUGUGAAGCACACAGAAGCUCUUCUAGAUGAACUUGAUCAGGUGGAGGAAGUUGAAAUGGAGGAUGUGGAAGAUGAGGAAGAUGUGGAAGAGGAACCUGUCAUGGACAUCGACAGCAGCAAUUUGAAAGAUCCACUUUCAGUAGUUGAGUACGUAAAUGAAAUUUAUGACCACUAUAGGAAAACCGAGUGUUUAAGCUGUGUCUCUCCAAAUUACAUGGUUCAUCAACCUGACAUUAAUGACAAAAUGAGAGCCAUACUCAUUGACUGGCUAAUUGAGGUUCACCACAAGUUUGACCUCAUGGAAGAGACAUUGUUCCUCACUGUCAAUCUCAUAGAUAGGUUCUUAGAGCGUCAAAUUGUGAUCAGAAAGAAGCUUCAGUUGGUUGGGGUGACAGCUAUUCUAUUGGCAUGCAAAUAUGAGGAGGUUUCAGUCCCUGUAAUUGAGGAUUUUGUGCUCAUAACUGACAAGGCAUACACAAAGCAAGAUGUUCUAGACAUGGAGAAAUUGAUUGUGAAUGAGUUACAAUUCAACUUUUCUGUGCCUACCCCAUUUGUUUUCAUGAGGAGGUUUCUCAAAGCCGCUCAGUCGAACAAAAAACUUGAAAUCUUGUCAUCCUACAUCAUUGAGUUGUGCUUAGUGGAGUACGAAAUGCUCAAGUUUUCGCCGUCUUUGCUUGCCGCGGCAGCAAUUUACACUUCUCAGUGUACUCUUUACGGUUCUAAGCAGUGGAGUAAGACCAGCGAGUGGUAUUCUUAUUAUUCAGAAAACCAACUCCUAGAAUGCUCAAGAUUGAUGGUUUCUUUCCAUCAAAAGGCUGGAAAGGAUAAGAAACUAACUGGAGUUUACAGGAAAUACAACACAAAGAAAUUUGGGUUUGCGGUUAGAGCUGAACCAGCAAACUUUCUAAUAGGUUACUGAGUUUUGAGUUCCUUUCUGAAUUUCAAACCGAGAAGCAACAAAAGUUGCCGUGCUAAGCAUUCUAAGUCCAAAACAAACAUCCAAUCAGCUUUUAAGCACGACUUUAGUGGGUGUCUUUUUGUUGCCAAAACUUGAUAUUUAGCUGUGUGAUGAGUUGAGUGUUACCAUGAAUGUUUAUUUCUACUCUCUAGUAUAUAUUUUUCAUUCACGGUAUUAUGUAAGGAUUAGGUUAGAUGUGUAGAUAUGUUUCUUUCUCCCCCUUGUCAGAACCGAAAUAUAUAUGUACUAUGUUGGAUAUGGACACACAACAUUAUUCUAUACCGAUUUUAAGGAGGAGAAUCAUAAUUCAUUCCCCACCGUUCGGGGUUCGGCAUAAAUGUGGUAUUUGAUGGUGUGUGAAAUAAUACCAACACUUCUUCCAUUGUGAUUAUGUGACCAGCGACGGGGCUCGACCAUAUUAUGAAUGUGAAGGAGUUUUAGAUUU